AUGAGCAGCGUCAGCGUAAGUCUGACCUCCUUCACAGGAGGAUGCUCCAAAAUCAGCACCGUCAGCCUGCAGCUGCUAAACUGGGAUUUAUGUUGGACUGAGACUCAGCUGGAUGCUGCGGAGGAGUUGCUAGGAUACGGGGCAGGGAUUUGGUUUUCACAUGAGAACAUUCUGUGUGCACAGAAACGAGAGCGCGACCAGAGGAGGAAGCUGCAGCAUUUUCUCAGUGACCUGGCUCUACUGGGAUCACUGCAGGGUUUUAAAUACUUCCAGCCUUGGCUCAGAGGCAAAGAAGAGCUGCUGCUCACCGUCAUCAAUGAUGACCCGGGUUGGCGCUCCCCGGGGUUCCUGGUGUCCAGAGCCUCCUCUCACUCCUCCUGCAGCAGCUCUAACAGCAGUGACGUCUCCUCCAGCAGCUCCUCUUCCACCCUGGACAGCAGGACCAGUUCCCCUCUGCCAGAGAAGCCCUCAGACCCGCCGCAGACCACCAGAGUCCCCAGCAGUGAGGAACAUCUCCUCCCAGCGUCUCCCAGUGAGAGAGAGAUGGCGGUUCCUGAGGUGAACUGCACUCUGUUUCUACUGGCUGGCUAUGUGAAGUAUGGACGUCCUCACGCCUGGAUACGCUCCAAUCACGACCGCCUGGUCACGAUUGGUGGCACCGACUCCAUGGUCAGAGACACGCCCAUGAAGCUGAAGUCCAUCGCGGACUGGCAGACACGAGGAACACGGAUCUGGGACAUCGUCAGCGAGCUGGUGUGCUUGUGCACCAUUCCAUGUCCUUCCAACCCUUUUGCACUGGACAUGCACUACAUCCAGAGUCUUGCGGUCCCCGAGAGCUUCCUGGUGACUGGAGCUCUGCUGAACUUCCUGGAGGCGUACGUGGUCUACGGGCACAGAGAUGAGCUGCACUACGACAAAGUGGUGGACGAGGUGAAGCCUCUGAGACGUCUCCAUGUCCAGUCGCUGCUGCAGCUGCAGAGACUCAAAGCCGGCUCGGGGUCGACCAGUAGUCCUGCAGUGCAGUACGUGUCCGGCGAGGAGUGACCCCAGAACACCCCGAUCAGGCCUCCACAGAC
This is a messenger RNA of Thalassophryne amazonica, 1076 nucleotides long. RefSeq lists its product as uncharacterized. Lineage: Eukaryota; Metazoa; Chordata; Actinopteri; Batrachoidiformes; Batrachoididae. The coding region runs from base 1 to 1044 and encodes 347 amino acids. The transcript is spliced from 9 exons. The record is from RefSeq and is a predicted model, not a curated record.